AGGAGAUAGUUCGCAGUGGGUAUAUAGUAACGAUAACAUGAGGGAGGUUGGGAGUCGAGCGAGAGUUCAAUCGUGCUCAUCCUUACUCAUUCCUCUUGUUGUGCCUGACGCGCCAAGGGUUUCUGGAAUCCCCGCCAUUGCUUCUAGCGGCUGGAGGCGGAGGAAACUGUUUCCAGGAUAGAUGCUGAUCUCAAUCGAGGGGGAAUAUUAUCUAUGUGCACAAAUGUUGUGCUGUGUGAUCGGGAAGGGCCGCUGUAUUGAUACUAGACAUAUUAGUAAGGUAAGACGUUCAGAUUCCCGGGCGAAGCUUGGCAUGGCGAUCGACACGCUGCAGUCGGCCUGGGCUUGGCCCGGCAGGGGCUUUUAUGUUGAUAACUUUAUACCGGACCACUGCAUUAUUGACACCACGGUGCGGGGAGGAGGCGUCUCGUGUAUAGUUCUUUGGUUGUAUCCCCUAGACACCAGUCUUCAGUCCAAAGGCAUCACCGCAUGCAUACAUAGGACAGGGGGCUGCCUCGAACCAACACUGCUUACUAUAUUAUAUACCCACCCUCAGACUCUCUCUCCCUCCAUACUAUGCUUGGUUGAAGUCUAUCACCCGAUCCGUGUCGAGGAUACGGCGGACAAAGACAUAAAGCACAGCCUGCCUGGCACCCGUUGCAUGCAUCACACGAGCAGGUGCAGCCCAUGAGGAGUGAUACACUCCUUUUCAGCUUCCAGUCG
Molecule: messenger RNA, 723 nt
Organism: Aspergillus heteromorphus CBS 117.55
Lineage: Eukaryota; Fungi; Ascomycota; Eurotiomycetes; Eurotiales; Aspergillaceae
Exons: 2
Coding region: 182-691 (169 amino acids)
Source: RefSeq, a predicted model, not a curated record